This is a messenger RNA of Sporothrix brasiliensis 5110, 1326 nucleotides long. RefSeq lists its product as uncharacterized. The coding region runs from base 1 to 1326 and encodes 441 amino acids. The transcript has 2 exons. The record is from RefSeq and is a predicted model, not a curated record. Lineage: Eukaryota; Fungi; Ascomycota; Sordariomycetes; Ophiostomatales; Ophiostomataceae.
AUGCCGCAGUUAAAACCGAUCGAAGAGGAGUCGCCCGAGCGCAAAGCGACGCGCGCCAUAAUCAAUCGAGAGAUCGUGGAGGAGCUGCAAAAGAUCAUUGCAGAAGACCCCAGCGCCAACCUCGACAAUGUGUAUUCGGCAGUCAGUCUACAAGUAAAGCGAAGACACCCGCCCCGCUGGGCAGAGCUGCUGCAAGAACGCAAGCGGCCUAAGCCUCCUCCGCGGCCCGCUUUUCCGUCACAGUUUGUGGACGCCGACGACAAGUUUGUCGUCUUGCGCCCCCUCUCCGAUUCUGUCAAGGCGCUAAUUUUGGAGGAGAGCCAUGGAAAUGGUGAUGAGGGCAAUGAUUCGGACCUUGACGAUAGCCACGGCGACGGUGUUGGCGAGCGCCAAGACGGGGGCGAUGGCGAUGACGACGGCUACUGCGAUACUCCGCCAUCAGAAGAAGACGGCAACUUCAACCAAGCCGUCCGGCGUAUCUUGGCGAAGGGAGAGGUGAUUGCGGAGAUGAUAGGGCGCGGUGGUGUACUACGGUGCCGGGGCAGCGACGGACGUCCAAUUGAUAUUGUCAUUAAGGUCAUGCCCGAGUCCCAUUAUGCCGAUACCGAAUACUCCACCAUACAGUACCUAGCCGAGCAAUGCCCCGACUUUCCCGCACCAAAGCCGCAUGGCCUCAUUGGGCUUCCAGACUUCGUUCUGGUGUUCAUGUCGUACAUGCCGUCGACCACCUUGAAGGAUGCAUGGCCCAAGCUGACCGUUCACCACAAAGUCUCUAUCCAGGGCCAGCUGGACCGUCUUUUUACGCAGCUGCGCAGUAUCAAGCUACCACUGGGUGGCCGGCUGGGGGGAACCGCGGGCGAAGGCGUCAGCGACAGCCACGCCUGGGUCGAGCACGCCGACGGCCAGACCGUGAUUCAAACGGCUUUGGCGUUCCGUGACUUUCAAUUUGCAAUAGAAUCACCGACGGGGCCCGAGUACUGCAACUUCUUGAAGAGCCUCCUGCCACGGCCCGAUCCCAACGAGCUUUGCGUAUUUACACAUGGCGACGUGUAUCCCGGGAACAUCACGGUCGACAUUGACCCGGCUAACCCGACAGAGUAUGUAGUGACGGGUGUCAUUGACUGGGAAGAGAGUGGCUUCUAUCCAGCGUGGUUCGAGGCGACCAAGGUGCUGUACAACUUCAAAGAAUACUAUGAUGAACCCAAGGGCCGGAAUGGCCUGGAAGACUGGUGGCGAUACGUUCCACAGUGCAUUGCCCCCGCCACUUAUCCGACCGAGUGGGCGAUCGGCCGGUUGUGGGACAAGGCAAAUGGUAUUCACACCUAA